AUGGCUUCCAUCUACUCUUUAAACCACCCUUCUAAUCCCUUCUGGGAUUACAUGGCGUCGUCUCUGCAGGACCAUCCUUUCUUUGCUCCUCGAGGUCAUCACCAUCCUCCUCCCCCUCCCCCCUUCUGGGGCUGGGGCAACCACCAUCAUCCUCACCACCAUCGCCGUGGCCCUCCUCCUUUUGGGGGAUGGGAUGAGCAAGCCCAGCAUGAAGAUGAAGCCGAGGUCCCCCGUGCCGCAGAGCAAAACACUGAGGCCACCCCAGGACCCUCUACCCCAGCAGAGAACGUCAAGGAAGCAGAGAAAGAAGCUUCAUCCUCCGAGUCCGAGUCUGACAAGCACCCUCGUCGCCAUGGCCGCUGCGGCAAAGGAAAGCACCAUGGCCGUGGUCCCCACGGACUAGGUGGAGAAAAAGGCGGCAAGGGCCGCUGUGGGCCCGGCCACCAUAAGGGUUUCCCAGGUCAUCACGGCCCUGGACCAUAUGGACAUCCUGGAGCUGGUUUCUUUGGACCCCACGGAAGAGGAGGUCGCCAUGGUGGACGAGGCGGUCGAGGCAGACAUCACCGUGGUCCACCUCCAUUUGGCGCCGGACCAGGCUUCCCUGGUUUCGACUUUCUGCGCAACAUCGCGUCUCAAUUUGACAUCCAGUUGAACGGCCCAACUCCGGAAGGUGUGGACUUUGUGCCUUCCGUUGAUAUCUUCGAUGCCCCGGCCAGCUAUUUUGUGCACGUUUCGCUUCCUGGUGCAAAGAAAGAUGAUCUGAGCAUUGACUACGACACUGACGAAUCAGUGCUGCGCCUUGCUGGAGUUGUUUAUCGCCCUGGGAUGAAUGAAGAUCUGCACCAGGCUAUGGUCAUGGAAGAACGUGCCCGGGAGGUGGGCGUCUUUGAGCGUGAAGUCCGACUCGGAACCCACGAGUCCCCCGCGGCUAUCUCCGUCGAUGAGAUUACCGCUAAGUUAGAAGACGGCGUUCUGAUUGUGACUCUGCCCAAGAUUGAGGCCGAGCCAGAACCAAAGAAGAAGGUGGUCGUCGAAGAUGGAAACACGAUGAACGAGAAGGAUGCUAUGCAUGUGGAUGAACGUGCGAGCGUGACCUUGACUCCGGAAGGAAGUGACUCUGAGGAAGAGGAGACUAAGGAAUAUGUCAAGGUGCCUGUGCAGUAG
Penicillium macrosclerotiorum is the source of this 1164-nucleotide messenger RNA. RefSeq names its product Hsp20/alpha crystallin family protein. The record is from RefSeq and is a predicted model, not a curated record. The transcript has a single exon. Bases 1 to 1164 code for a protein of 387 amino acids. Gene Ontology annotation, biological process: response to salt stress; protein folding; protein complex oligomerization. NCBI's taxonomy places the organism in Eukaryota, Fungi, Ascomycota, Eurotiomycetes, Eurotiales, Aspergillaceae.